Molecule: messenger RNA, 2016 nt
Organism: Cloeon dipterum
Lineage: Eukaryota; Metazoa; Arthropoda; Insecta; Ephemeroptera; Baetidae
Product: probable tubulin polyglutamylase TTLL2
Exons: 11
Coding region: 130-1899 (589 amino acids)
Biological process (GO): microtubule cytoskeleton organization; protein polyglutamylation
Cellular component (GO): cilium
Molecular function (GO): tubulin binding; tubulin-glutamic acid ligase activity
Source: RefSeq, a predicted model, not a curated record
GCACUCGCGUGCUCGGCGGGAAGUCUACCUGCUACCCAGCCACGACCAGAAGCAACGUCUCCGGCUCUCGCUCUCAAUCUCUGGUGAGCGGACGAAAAGUGAUCGUCCGUCGACGGCCUGUUGAGCGUCAUGGAUUGGGCCGACGGGCCCUUCGUGUUCCGCAUCAAUGACAACGGCAUCGGGCCCAAUCUCCUCCUCCAGGUAUGCCUGGAGCGCGGCUGGCGUGAGCACAGCGAGAGCGGCGUCGUAAAGGACAACUGGAACCUCUGGUGGCGCACCACCGGCUUCCCGAUGUCGCACUACAAGCAGCUCAAACCUUGGCAGUACACAAAUCAUAUUCCGAAGGGCUCGUCCAUCUGCCGAAAGGAUCAUCUGGCACGCUACCUGCGCUGCAUGAAAAAAGUUUAUGGCUCCAUCUUCGAUUUCAGUCCGCCAUGCUACCAACUGCCCCUCGAAUACACCAAGUUGUUGGCCGAGUGCAGCGGCAGCAACAGGAACAACGGCCGCGUCCGCUCAGGCUCCUUCCAUUGCCUCGAGCCGCCUGAGGAGCAGCUCGUCUGGAUCUGCAAACCGGUCGGACAGAGUCAAGGACGAGGAAUAUUUCUCUUCAGGGAGUUUAGCGAGUUGAACUACGCUUCGAGCGCCGUGGUGCAGAAGUACGUGACGAACCCGCUGCUGAUCGGCGGCUACAAAUUCGAUUUGCGGCUGUACGCGUGCAUCCCGAGCUUCCGGCCGCUCUGCGUCUACCUGUACCGCGAGGGCCUCGUCCGGUUCGCCACCGACAAGUUCUCGCUGGCCGACCUGAACAACCUGUUCCGCCACCUGACCAACAGUUCGCUCAACCGGCUCGGCCCCGGCUACACCAGGCAGAAGGAGCGCGUUGGAGCGGGCUGCAAGUGGAGCUUGAAGCAGCUUCGGCACUACCUCAACCAGAGUGGCGAGAGCGAUUGGCUGCUGUGGCAAAAAAUCGCGUCGAUCGUCGCGCUGACCGUGCUGGCACAAAAUGCGUCAGCGCCUCCUCCGCCCGCCCCCAACUGCUUCGAGUUCUAUGGAUUCGACAUUCUCGUCGACACCUCGUUACGCCCCUGGCUCCUUGAGGUGAACCUGAGUCCGGCCCUCGGCGCUGACAGCGACGUGGACGCCGCCGUUAAGAAGCCAAUGCUACACGACAUGUUCGAUUUAAUGGGCAUGCCGGUAUCGCAUACGGGCCUGUCCAUGUUCACCUCGUGGCAGCCGCCGCAAGACGACUCCACCUCAGACUCGGAGGAUUGCACAAUCUGUUCCAGCAUGGGCAACAGGUGGAUGCAACGCAAGUCUCGUAGCAGAGCUAAAGUGCCAGCACAGAGGUUUCAUUCAGCGAGGCCGAGGUUGCAGAGGGUAAGGUCACUGUCAAUUGUGACAGGCGAGGACGAGUCCGAAGGAGCGCCGCCUUCGCGGUGGGCCAAGGAAGACGUCGGGCCGGUCAAGGUGGUGCCCUCGACUAGGUGGUCACGCCAGCAGCCACAAAAUAUGCCCGCAUCGGUAAUGAGCAGCUCCAGUUUUUUAACAUCAAUUAAAUUGAUUUUUUUUCCCUGUCAGAACAAGACCGUGUGGGGCAACGGGAGGGACUGGAGGGACGCGCCACCAAAGGAUGGAGACUGGGUCCGAGUUUUUCCCAUAGGAUUUUCCUCGAAUGUGAAGAAAAAAGUGCAGUAUGUGGACCACGCGGCCGAGAUUAAGGCUGCGGUGGCCGACGUGCACAGAUUCAGCAAGGCGGCCAAAGAGGCAGCCAAGCUGGUCGAGGUGGAAGCGGAGACGGGCAAGACAAGGGCGUGCUUCAACGACCGCGUCUUUAACGAGGCCCUCAGGGGCAUCCUGGGCCCCGAGUACACCGGCGAAGUGUGGCUGCCGCCCAAAUAACCCUUUUUGUGAUCCUUUCAUCUCGGUGUGACGGUUCUCUUAGGCUAGGUUGUUACCACGAUUAUGCUGUGAUCAAACGCAAAUAAAUAAAACACUCGGCAGGCUACAUGUCAACGA